Messenger RNA from Quercus robur (English oak), 2126 nucleotides. RefSeq names its product protein WHAT'S THIS FACTOR 1, chloroplastic. The transcript is spliced from 2 exons. Lineage: Eukaryota; Viridiplantae; Streptophyta; Magnoliopsida; Fagales; Fagaceae. The record is from RefSeq and is a predicted model, not a curated record. Gene Ontology annotation, molecular function: RNA binding. The coding region runs from base 524 to 1993 and encodes 489 amino acids.
GAACAUAUUUAUCAUCCCUGCCCCACAGCCCCAGUACUCUCCACCACUAAAUAGUAAUAUAUAUAGGGCUAGCACCAGUCCUACUACUUCUUUCAUAGCUUCUUAUUAAAAAAAUAAAAACCCAGCUGAGGCCGAACCAUCUCUCUCGCUUGUCAAUUGUCACCAACCAGUAACACAAACUCAUUUCUUUCUUUCUAUUUAUAUUUCCUCAAAGAAGGCCCAAAGUCUUCAGAUGGUAAGGAAUUCUGCAGCAAAACCCAGCUCCCAGUUUGUGCAUUAUAUGUGUUGUAGAUGAAGCUGAUAUCAUCAUCACCUACACAACUAUACCCCUUGAUCAGUUGUGCUUAUUAGAGAGAGUUUUGCUUGAACCUGCUCAGCAGCAGCCUUUUUGAGGAAUAAUUUUACUUUAUCCUCAAAUAGAGAAAAGUGAGACUGAUGGUAUUAUAUUAUGUAAUCUCAGGCCAAUUUUUACCCCUUUUCGUGGUGUAGGCUUUAAAGCUAGUGAUUGCUACAAAUUUGAAAAAUGUCAUUGUCGCUGCCCUUCACAUCCCAAGGGGAUUGGCCAAUCUCUUUUCUCAGUUCCAGUUUCCUCCCUAGGAAUCCUUCUUGGUUACGUUGUAACAUUAACCAAAAUUACCAAAACAGUAAGAAAUCCAGAAAUCUAUCUAUUUCUAUCUCAUGUUCAUCUAUCAAAAUUGUCCGGAGCCCUUCACUAGACAGGAAUGUUGUGAAGCAAAACAAGAUUCGGUUUGUUCAAAAGCUGAAAACACUGCUCCUUUCUAAACCAAAACACUUUUUGCCACUCCACGUUCUUUCAAAAUGUCGAUCCUACCUUUCCCUUUCAAAGCCUCGCUCAAUCCUAUCCAUGAUCCAUCGUUAUCCUUUAAUUUUUGAAGUCUUUGCAGUUCCAAGGCCACCUACACCGUUCAAUGCAACCAAAUCAUAUUCUCAACUUUGUGUUCGUCUAACCCCAGCUGCAGCAGCCCUUGCCACCCAGGAAUUAAAUCUCAAAUCAGCCAUCUCAAUGACUUUGGCAUCCAAACUCCAGAAACUUCUCAUGCUCUCUUCUCACCAUCGGCUCCUUCUAUCAAAGUUGGUUCACAUUGCUCCAGAUCUUGGCCUUCCCCCUAAUUUCCGUUCUCGUCUUUGCAAUGAUCACCCUGAGAAAUUUAAAACUGUGGAUACCUCCUAUGGCCGUGCACUAGAGCUUGUGUCUUGGGAUCUGCACCUAGCAAAACCUUUACCCUCUCCCGAAGUUCAUUCACGUGGGCUGAUAGUAGACAGGCCUUUGAAAUUUAAACAGUUGAGACUCCGAAAGGGACUAAAUUUGAAGAGACGUCACCAGGAUUUUCUGCUCAGGUUUGGUGAAAUGCCAGAUGUGUGCCCUUAUAAUACUCCUGUGGAGGCAUUGGGUCAAGAGUCCAUUGAAGCAGAGAAAAGAGGCUGUGGGGUGGUGAGAGAGGUGUUGGGGAUGAUGGUUGAAAAGAGAACUUUAAUUGACCACUUGACACAUUUCAGGAAGGAGUUUGGGCUGCCCAACAAAUUAAGGGGAAUGAUUGUGAGGCACCCGGAAUUAUUCUAUGUGAGUUUGAAAGGGGAGAGGCACUCUGUGUUUUUGGUGGAGGGGUUUGAUGAGAAAGGUACCCUAUUGGAGAAGGAUGAGACUCUGGUAAUAAAAGAUAAGUUGAUGGAGUUGGUUAGGGAAGGGAAGAGGAUGAGACGAGAGAAGAGAAAGGCUUGGAAGAAUAACUAUGUCAUUGAUAAUUCUAAUAAUGGUGAUGACGAUGAUUAUGAGGUUGAUAACAAUGAUGAUGAUCAUGAUGAUGAAUUGGAUGAUUUGUUCGAGUUUGAAGAUUCAGAUUUGGAUGGUAUUGAUGAUGAUGAUUAUGAUGAGAGCAACGAGUCAUCAGGCCACUUGGCAAAUGAGGCUUUUUGGACAGCAGAUGCUGCUUUUCUUGAUGAUGUGGAUGGAGCAAAUGUUGAACCAUGGUAACAAUACAAAUGAAUGUCAAAACAAUGUACAUAAAUUAUAGAAAACUAAUUAAGGUCAGACUGUGAGACAGUAUUUUUAGUCUUUACUUAUGAGAAAAGCACUAGCAUUGGGGGAUGUAAACACCCCUCUCUCA